Molecule: messenger RNA, 15122 nt
Organism: Ceutorhynchus assimilis (cabbage seed weevil)
Lineage: Eukaryota; Metazoa; Arthropoda; Insecta; Coleoptera; Curculionidae
Source: the annotation of a GenBank genome assembly
CAGGAGCAUUGCCUUGCUUCAUUCACUUCUCAAGUUCUCACUUUGCUGUGGGUCGGGCUGUCUCGUGUGGUGGACGGUGGCGGUGGCUACGUUUCGCAGCCUUUCGUGUUCUUUCUAAACAAUAAAAAUAAAAAAAACAAAUAACGAAAGUGCCGAACAAUUAGCAAUUAAUUUUAAGUGGUGCUGUGAAUGUGAAAUUUACUUAUGGCAUCUGACGAAGAAGUUGAGGAAUCCCUUGCGGUGGGAGAAGAGGAAAACGCUGAUGAAACCGUCGGAGAUUUGCCAGAAAAUGAGGAAGCAUCGGACGAGGGUGCACCAAAAGGAACUCAGGAAGAUGAUGACGAUUAUGAGCCUGAAGAUGGUCGGAAAAAGAAAAAGGGCAAAAAACGAAAAGUGAGGAGUGAAGGUGAAAGCAGUAGUAAACGUGGUAGAAAGAAGAAAAAGAAGAAGAAGAAUGAGAGUGGGGAGGAAAGUGAGGGCGCAGAAGAUGAUAAUGGUGGAGACUCCGACUUUGCAAAUAGUAAAAAAUCUGGCAAAAAAUCGAAAAGUUCUAAACACACUACGUCAACUCCUUCAACUCCUACAACAGAAACAUCUAAUACUGGCGGUAUGCCAACUAUUGACGAAGUUUGCUCCACUUUUAAUUUAACUGACGUUGACAUUGAGUACAGUGAUCAAGAUAUGCAAAAUUUAACCUCAUACAAAUUGUUCCAACAGCAUGUUAGACCAUUGCUUACUAAAGAAAAUCCCAAGGUUCCUAUGUCCAAACUUAUGAUGUUGGUAGCUGCCAAAUGGCGCGAAUUUUCCAAUGUCAACCCUCACUUACAAUCUGAAAAUCAGGAGACUACUCCACCAGUAGUCGAAGAAAGCUUUUCAAAACCAGCCAGAGCUUCUAGAGCAUCUAAAGAGGCUGCUUCGAAAAUUGUGGAAGCUGAAGCCGAAGAUUUUGAUGAGGAUGACGACGAUGAUGAUGAUGACAGGAGCUUAUCAUCCUUCAGAGAGAAGAAAAAGCGUGGUCGGAAACCAGGAAAGGGUAAGAAGGCGUCUAAGGUUCCCACUCUCAAAAUUAAGCUGGGAAAAAGAAGACGCGGUAGCUCAGAUGACGAUGACGGUAGUAAUGCAGGGUCAGAAAAGGACUCUGAUGCUGAGUUUGAGCAAAUGUUACAAGAUGCCGAUGAGCCUAAGUCUAAAUCAAGUGAUAACAAUGAUGCUAGCUCUUCAAAAGCUACUUCUGAAGCAGGCGACGAUGCUGCCCCUAAACGAAAAGCCAAAACAAAGAUUGGUGUCAAAUCAAAGAGAAAAAGGAAAACUAAACAGAAGGAUGAAGAACCUUAUGAGCACCAAGAUUACUGUGAAGUUUGUCAACAAGGUGGAGAAAUCAUUCUUUGCGACACUUGCCCAAGAGCUUACCAUUUGGUAUGUUUGGAACCUGAGCUCGAUGAAGCUCCCGAAGGCAAAUGGAGCUGUCCCCAUUGUGAAAGUGAAGGCCCCGCCGAUCAAGAUGAUGACGAGCAUCAAGAAUUCUGUAGAGUAUGUAAAGAUGGUGGUGAACUCCUUUGCUGUGACUCUUGUCCAUCUGCUUACCACACACAUUGUUUGAACCCUCCUUUGACCGAUGUUCCUGACGGCGACUGGAAAUGCCCCAGAUGUGGUUGUCCGCCACUCAAAGCCAAGGUGGCUAAGAUUUUGACUUGGAGAUGGACUGAAGUUGACAUUAAAGGAAAAGAUAAGAAUGGAAAAGAAGAAGUUACAAAGCAUCGCAGAAGGGAAUAUUUUGUAAAAUGGCACGAAUUAUCCUAUUGGCAUUGUGAUUGGAUCUCGGAACUGCAAUUGGACGUUUACCAUCCGUUGAUGUUCCGCAGCUACACGCGAAAAUAUGACAUGGAAGACCCUCCUAAACUAGAGGAACCCAUUGAUGAAGCAGACGCACGUUGCACACGUUUUAUCAAAAUGGGCGGCACAACAAACGACCAAGAAUUAGAAGAAAAGUUCUACAAAUUCGGAGUUAAACCGGAAUGGCUUAUUGUCCAUAGAGUUAUUAACCAUCGAACUACAAAGGAUGGUAGAACGCUAUUUUUAGUGAAGUGGAGAGAAUUGUCAUAUGAUCAAGCAACAUGGGAAGAAGAAAGCGACGAUAUUCCUGGUCUUAAGGCAGCUGUAGAGUAUUACCAAGAUCUCAGAUCAGCUUGUUAUAAAGAAUCCAAAGUUGGUCGAAAACCCAAAUCCAAAUCGAAAUCAAGAUCAAGAGAGUUAUUGGACGAUGACGACAGAGUUACUCCAAGAAGAUAUACACCUCCACCUGAUAAGCCGACAUCGGAUUUGAAGAAAAAGUUUGACAAACAACCAAUAUAUCUUGACGAAUGCGGAAUGCAACUGCACGAAUAUCAGUUGGAAGGUCUCAACUGGUUAAGAUACUCGUGGGCAAAUGGUAUUGACACCAUUCUCGCUGACGAGAUGGGUCUGGGAAAAACAAUCCAGACCAUCACAUUUCUCUAUUCUCUAUACAAAGAAGGCCACUGCAAAGGUCCGUUUUUAGUUUCGGUCCCGCUUUCAACUAUAAUUAACUGGGAAAGAGAAUUUGAAACCUGGGCUCCUGAUUUUUAUUGUAUCACUUAUGUUGGUGAUAAGGAUUGCCGUGCUGUAAUCCGAGAAAACGAACUCACAUUUGAAGAAGGCGCAGUUGCCAGAUCUGGAAGGGCUUCUAAGAUAAAAGCCAGUUCUAUCAAAUUUAAUGUACUUUUAACCAGCUACGAACUUGUUUCUAUUGACUCAGCUUGUUUAGCCUCAAUUGAUUGGGCCGUACUAGUGGUUGAUGAAGCCCACAGGCUGAAGAGUAACCAAUCAAAAUUCUUCAAGUUCCUGAAUAGCUAUAACAUUCAGUAUAAACUACUUUUGACUGGUACUCCACUGCAAAACAACUUGGAAGAAUUGUUCCAUCUCCUUAACUUCUUAAACUCACAAAAGUUCAACGAACUGCAAACAUUCCAGAAUGAAUUUGCUGAUAUUUCCAAAGAGGAUCAAGUUAAAAAACUACAUGAAAUGUUGGGCCCACACAUGUUGCGUCGUCUCAAAGCCGACGUUUUGAAAAACAUGCCAUCAAAAUCUGAAUUUAUUGUGAGAGUUGAAUUGAGUCCAAUGCAGAAGAAGUACUACAAAUAUAUUUUGACGAGAAAUUUUGAAGCUUUGAAUCCUAAAGGAGGAGGUCAACAAGUUUCUUUGCUAAACAUCAUGAUGGAUUUGAAGAAAUGCUGUAACCAUCCUUAUCUAUUUCCAGCCGCUUCAGAAGAGGCUCCUGUUGGGACUCAUGGGCAAUACGAUAUUCAACACCUUACAAAAUCUGCUGGUAAGCUGGUUUUGCUUUCGAAGAUGUUGAGAAUACUGAAAGAACAAGGACAUCGUGUUUUAAUAUUCUCGCAAAUGACAAAAAUGUUGGACAUUUUGGAAGAUUUCUUAGAUGGAGAAGGGUACAAGUAUGAACGUAUUGAUGGUGCUAUAACUGGGGGUCAACGUCAAGAAGCUAUAGAUAGAUUCAACGCCCCUGGUGCUGUGCAAUUCGCUUUCCUAUUAUCCACUAGAGCCGGAGGUUUGGGUAUUAACUUGGCCACUGCCGAUACCGUUAUCAUUUACGAUUCCGAUUGGAAUCCUCACAACGACAUUCAAGCUUUCUCAAGAGCCCAUCGUAUUGGUCAAGCCAACAAAGUAAUGAUAUAUCGAUUCGUAACACGUAAUAGUGUAGAAGAAAGAGUAACACAAGUGGCUAAAAGAAAAAUGAUGUUGACUCAUUUGGUUGUUCGUCCAGGAAUGGGCGGUAAAGGUGCCAAUUUUACAAAACAAGAAUUGGAUGAUAUCUUGAGGUUUGGUACUGAAGAGUUGUUCAAAGAAGAAGAGGGUAAGGGAGAGGAGGCUAUUCAUUAUGAUGACAAGGCCGUUCGGGAACUUUUGGACCGUAGUAAAGAAGGUAUCGAGCAAAAAGAAUCUUGGGCCAAUGAAUAUUUGAGUUCGUUCAAAGUCGCCAGUUAUGCCACCAAAGAAGGCGAAAAUGAAGAAGAAGUAGACACAGAAAUUAUCAAACAAGAAGCCGAAAACACCGAUCCUGCAUAUUGGAUUAAGUUGCUUAGACAUCAUUUUGAACAGCAACAAGAAGAUAUCGCCAGAACUCUGGGAAAAGGUAAACGUGUCCGAAAACAAGUGAACUACAAUGAUGGCGGCAUGACUACAGAAACCCGCGAUGAUAGUACCUGGCAGGAAAAUCUGUCCGACUAUAACAGUGAUUUCUCUGGUGGGUCUGACAAAGAUGAAGAAGAUGACGACUUUGACGAAAAGAACGAAGGCGACAUGAGCAGAAGAAGCAGAAGGCGCAUGGAAAGGAAAGACGAAAGAGACAGACCUUUACCGCCACUUUUGGCUCGAGUUGGUGGUAAUAUUGAGGUUCUUGGAUUCAACGCACGUCAACGCAAAGCAUUCCUUAACGCCAUCAUGCGUUAUGGUAUGCCUCCACAAGACGCUUUCAACUCGCAAUGGCUGGUGCGAGAUCUUCGAGGUAAAUCCGAGAAAAACUUCAAAGCCUACGUGUCCUUAUUUAUGCGCCAUCUUUGUGAACCCGGAGCAGACAAUGCUGAGACUUUUGCUGACGGUGUACCCCGUGAAGGUUUGAGCAGGCAACAUGUUUUAACUAGGAUCGGUGUUAUGUCCUUAAUAAGAAAGAAGGUUCAAGAGUUUGAGCACAUAAAUGGCGAAUACAGCAUGCCAGAAUUGAUUAAAAAAUGUUUCUCAGAUCAAAAUAAGGCUGCCAUUACUAUUGGAGACGCUGACACCCCAAAAAGUGCAACAACAAGUACAAGUGCAACUCCUGCCACCAGUGCAGCUCCAAGCCCUGCACCAAAUGCCAGCCUGGAAACUGCAGAAAAAGUUGAGAAACCAUUGGAGAAAACAUCAGAAAAACCGAUAGAAACGCCAGCUGAAAAAGUGGCAGAAAAACCUGAAGCUAGUGAAGAAAGCAAAGAUAAGGAAACGAAAAGUGAAGUGAAAGAAGAGAACGAGAAACCUGCGGCAGAAGAAGGAGAACCUAAAGUGUCAGAAGAAAAAGAGGAAAAAGAAAUUAAGCCCGAGGAAAUAAAAGUGGAAACGAAACCUGAGGAUGUUCCAAAAGAAGCAGAGGUUGAAGAAAAGAAAGAUGAGAAAAUUCCAGAAAUUAAAAAAGACGAACCAGAACUUAAAGAAGAACCUGAAAAAGAACCAGAAGAUGUCAAAAAGGAAGAAACUCCUGAAAAUGAUAAAAAAGAAGAGACAGAAAAAGACAAAAAAGAAGAGAAACCUUCUACAGAUAAAAAAGAAGACACCCUCGUUCUUGUGGAAGACGAAAAGAAAGAAAAGAAAGAAUCAGAACCGAUACCUCCUCCUGAGAAGAGGAAGUUCAUGUUCAACAUUGCUGACGGUGGCUUCACAGAGCUGCACACUUUAUGGCUCAAUGAAGAAAAAGCCGCAACACCUGGAAGAGAAUACGAAAUUUGGCAUCGUCGUCAUGAUUAUUGGUUGUUGGCCGGAAUUGUCACUCACGGUUACGGAAGGUGGCAAGAUAUCCAAGCGGAUGCAAGAUUCGCAAUUAUCAAUGAACCCUUCAAAAUGGACGUUGGAAAAGGCAACUUCUUGGAAAUUAAAAAUAAGUUCUUAGCUAGAAGAUUUAAGCUUCUUGAACAAGCUCUCGUCAUCGAAGAACAACUCCGUCGCGCAGCUUACCUCAACUUAACGCAGGAUCCAAAUCAUCCGGCAAUGUCACUAAAUGCCCGAUUUGCUGAAGUGGAAUGUUUGGCCGAGUCUCAUCAACACCUGAGCAAAGAAUCUUUGGCUGGAAAUAAACCAGCAAACGCCGUAUUGCACAAAGUGCUCAACCAACUGGAAGAGUUGUUGAGCGAUAUGAAAUCAGAUGUUUCAAGAUUACCAGCGACCUUAGCUCGAAUCCCUCCUGUUGCGCAAAGGCUUCAAAUGUCGGAGAGAAGUAUUUUGUCCAGGCUGGCUGCUACAUCCUCAUCUACUAGCCAAGCUACUGCUCAAGUUAUGAGUCAAUUCCCACCUGGUUUCAACGCUGGUAACUUGGCAGGAUUCGCCACAGCCAACUUUUCCAACUUCAGACCUCAGUAUUCUGUCCCAGGUCAGCCGCCUACAGGAUUUCCUUCAUAAGCAAAUAUCUCAAUAAAUCUACUUCUUUAUUAGUAAUUGUCUUAAUAUCUUAAAAACUUUAGGAAUAAAAUUGCAUUGAAUAUUGUAAAGCCCACUACUCAUACAUAGUACCCCAAUUUGUUGAUGUUUUAGUCAAUCAAAAUGAAUUAUUUUUGUUAUUAUUUCGUAUCACGAGGAUUCUAUAAAAUUAAAUGAAUUCGAAUUUUUUUCAUGAAAACCAUAACGAGUUCCUCCAUCUUGUAUUUCAAAUUAAACUACUAAGCAAAAAUGGUUGGGCAUUUGUUGAUUCUUGCAUCAUUUUUUUUUUUGAUGGUCCAUUGACACUAAUUGCAAAAACUCAUGCAUCAAUGAAUAGUGAGUAGCGGGCUUAAUUCUUUGCUCAAAUUGGGCUCAAUCCCAGAAAAAAAAGUGGCUCUGGAUGUUAGGUAAAUAAUUAUUUAGGCUCUAGGCUAAGGUUAAUUUUUUUUGUAUAUGUAGUUCCCCAUAAGCAUAAAAGAAUAAAUGCAGAGCGAUGACGGAUCUUUGUACACAUAGAGGUUAAUAAAAUAGUUAGAAAUUUGUAAAGCCACCACAGCUCUCUUAUGGAGAUUUCAGUAGCUUUAUUAACAAAGACUUUUUAGUUUCUUUUUACCAAAUAAAUGUUUUGUUUUUUAACAAUGUUUUUAAGAAUUCUUGCAUGAAUAUAGUCGAAAUGCUAUUAACGGGAAUAACACAAUUGUAGAUUUACUUUUCCUCUUUGUAAUGUAAUUGCUUUUUAAAUUUUAUAACAAUAAAAAUGGUUCAUACUUAAUAAAUUUUCUUCAUAGAUUAACCAAGAUAAGAUCAAGAAGCAAAGUUUUGCAAAUAAUAGUUAACAGCGUCCAUUUCACUGCGCAAGAAAAUAUAAAUAUUUGUAUUUCACAGAUUUCUUUUGACGUAGCAAAAUUGAUGAAACCCGUUGUCCAUAAAAAAUUAUAAUUUUACUUGUAUUAUGACAAUUUCACUAAGGCCCGGUUUAUUCAUCUUCAGGUAAACUUACUGGUAACUAUCUGCAAAAUAAAUUUACCAUUCUAUAAUUCUAUUGGUCAGCGGAUAACUGGCCGACAAAUGGGUUUUUAUUUGUCAGAUUGCAUACCUGACAAUUUAUCAGAAGGUGAAUAAACGGAUAAACCGGCCCUAAGACAGUAAACAGCAAGGGUAAUUUGGUGUCCAAAUAAGGAAAAUCAAAAGGAAAUCUAAGGCAAUCAGGGAAAAUCAUAAGUAAAUUAAGGGAAAUAUUAAGGAAAUCAGUCAAUCUCUAGAUUUAACGGAUGCUCAGUUGUCAAAUAUCUUUAUAAUUUGAGAUAAUGUUAUCAGGUUGUGCAAUCUUACUGGUAAUCAGAAAAAAUCAGGGAAAAUCAUCCACAAUUUCCCCUAAAACCGCUAUUUGGUGUAAAAAAACUGACCUGCGGUUUACCUCUUGCCCACAAGGGUAAUUUGGUGUACAAAUUAGGGGAAAUCAAAAGGAAAUCUAAGGCAAUAAGGGGUAAUCAUAAAGAAAUCAGAGGAUAUCACAAGGAAAAUAAGGGAACUCAAGAAAAAUCUAAAAAAAAGCAUGGGAAAUCUAAGGAAAUCAGUCAAUUUCUGGAUCUAAUGCAUGCACUAAACCCACAAUCUGGUGUACAAGCAUCUGAAUAAAUAAAUCCCUAAAAUUAUAACUAUAUACUCACCUAUUGUUUGAAAUAAACUUGAGAACUAAUCAUCAAUAUGUUAUUUAAUUUAAAUUUGAAAGAUAAUCAUUUGCAAUGCUGAAUAUCAUGUGCGUUCGAAAAACACAAAUAACCUGAUCAACUGGACAGCGUGGUAAACUCUUAGCUCUUCUGCCUUGUAUUGAAAAAUGCGCGGCACCAUUAUAUGCGCACGUAUUUCUGUUUAGCUACAAAACACAUGGACAUACAAUGGUGCAGAACAUCAUGCUGAUCAGCCAUUCAAAGUAAUUCCUGGAGGCGAUGUUGCAGAUUAUCUGUUUUUGUUUGUCCAUGAGCUAGAAACAAAUUGUGAACAUUAGUCGCUGUAGGUUUGGUCCUGGAAAAGUGAAACUCAAACGGUUUUUUAAAAAAGAUGCUUGAGAAUAUCGCAAACACUCUCUAAAAAUUGGAUCAAAAUCGCUCAAGCCAUUUUGAAUCUAUGAAGGCAAAAAGUCAAAAUUUUCCGAAAACUUCAACACUCUGUUUUUUUUUGUUAGCGAAAUGUUUGCGGACACAUGUACAUAUGCAAAAAGUGAUUGUCUUAUUUUACUCUAUCUAUCAUAACAAAAUGCGCAAUUAUUUCGGACUCACCGGGCCCUGUAUUUUGCCAAAUUUUGAUUUUUUUAAGACCCAAUUAGUUCUUCUGGCAUGUAGUAAAAAAUGCGCUGCUACACUAAAUGAGCUUAUAUUUUGAUUCUACGACAAAACACAUGAACAUUUAAUGGUGCAGAACAUCAUGCUGAUCAGCCAUUCAGAGUAAUUCCUGGAGGCGAUGUUGCAGAUUAUUCUGUUCUCGUUUUUGUCCAUGAUCUAGAAACAAAUCGUAAACAUUGCUACAAAAUCGAUGUACGAGUCAAUUUUUGAGCUUCAGUAUCAUGGGUAGAUGUAAUGCUGACUUUUUCUCUGAGACUCACUUCUUUUUGGAAAAAGUAACCAAAUACAUCCACCUAGGAUAAAUACUGAAGCUUGGUAAAAGCGACGUAAUCUGAUCAACUGGAGAGCGUGAUAAAAAAACCCUUAGCUUUUGUGGCAUGUAGUGAAAAAUGCCCUACAUCAUUAUAUGCCCAUGCAUUUUGGUUCAAAAGACAUAGACAUACGAUGGUCAUGAUGGUCAGCCAUUCAAAGUAAUUCCUGGAAACAAUGCUGCAAUUUUCAAGCUUCAGUAUCUAUGGGUAGAUAUAUUUGCUGACUUUCCCUCUCUUUGUGAAAAGUCAGCAAAUACAUUUACCUAGGAUAGAUAUUGAAGCUUUUAACAUACUUUUCAAACUUACCAAGUCCUCUUUUGGUCGACAAUUGAGUUUAUCUGGUGUUAGCCUUGAUUCUGCAGAGUAGUUGCAAAUUCUUCUUUUUUGGAUGACUCAAUCUGUUGACUCAAUUGUUAAAAAACGAACUAUUGUACACAACUUUUUUGUAAAAUUGAACAAUAACUAAUACAAACCAUUGGUAUUCUACCAAAUUUCAAUAAAAUCUGGGGACGUAACCUGAUCAACUGGAGAGCGUGGUAAACUCUUAGCUCUUCUGGCGUGUAGAAAAAAAUGCACUGCACUAUCAUAUAUCCAUGUAUUUUUGUUUGGCUACAGAAACACAUGAACAUACAAUGGUGCAGAACAUCAUGAUAAUCAGCCAUUUAGAGUAAUUCCUGGAGGCGAUGUUGCAGAUUAUUCUGUUUGCGUUUUUGUCCAUGAGCUAGAAAGGAAUCGUAAAAGUUUUAGAUAAAUGUAUUUGUUGGAAUCACGUUUGUUGUUUGAAAAUUUUUCUAUGAUAGUGGGAAUAACUGUUGAGGGGGUUUUUACAUUGUCAGGAUUGUUAUAUAUUUAUUCAAAAUAAACUUAAAAAGGGGGUGUGACCCAAAAACGAAAGUUAUAGUGCAAAAAAAUCUAAGAAUAAAUAUUCAAACCGCAUCUUGCUACGAUAAUUCGUUUUCGAGUUAGGGCGGUUUAAAGUUACAACUAGGUUUUUGUGACCUCACACUGAACUAUCAGGCACAGUACUAACACGUGUAAAAAUUUUCCAAAACAAAAGGCAAUUAUCUCACUAGAGCGCAUUGCAACCACUCAAGUAUAGAGUACGGUUCACUGACGACUGAACGAACUGAAGACUGCGAUUUCGGCGGUUGUGACGUAACAAACUCCUGCAUAAUUUGUCUUUACAAGGAGUUUUCUCGGAAACUAUUUUGAAUAUAGAACUGCGGUUUUCUCGAGAGAUCUUAGAUUUUUUUUCUUGUUUUAAGUAGCCCAAGUCGGUUUUUAGGGUCACGCCCCCUUUAAGUACCUACUUUCAAAAAACACAAAUUAGUAUACAAUUAUAUUUCGUCAAGUUUUGGUUUUUUAAGACCCAAGACUUGAGUUCACAUAUUUGAAAUUAGUAUAUUUUUUUUCAAGAAGCUGGGAAUGAAGUUGAAGUUUUAAUAAUACGAAGAAAAGUCGCUUCACUUUUCAAGCUUAAACCUGUCGAAGACAGGACAAAAAUAAUGAGAACAAGCAAGUUUAAACAGGACAAGAAAUCAAUAAAAUUAAAUCAAAACUUUUGGUUUCAAAUACAGUGUGUCCCACUUUUCAUGAAUACACCCCGAUAUCUCAGUUAUUAAAACUGCGAUUUAAUUUAAAUUUUGGUGGUGAGUGUAUGUUAGAAAAAUGAACUAUUUGACAUAGUGAACAUUUUUAUUUACCAUUGGCGUGCGUGUUAGGGGGUGAAAAAGGGUUGUAUUUUUGGGAAAAAGAUAUUAGGGCCUAUUCUAGAUAAUUUUUUGCAUCAGAUUAAAAUUUAGCAUCCCCAAAAACCCCUUAACUCAUAUGUUUUUUCAAAAUCUGAAGAGCUGAUUUUACAAAAAAAAAAAUAGAUUUUAAUUUGCUUUUUCUAAUAAGUUGCUUAUUUCAAAUUGUGAUGACCAAAUUACAGAUGACAUUAUUUUAGAAUAUCGUAUUUUAAACAUAGCUACCUUCUAAUUAGAAAUAAACAGCUUAUUAGAAAAUGUAAAUUAAAAUGAAUUUAUUAAUUUUUGUGCUAAAAUAAUUUUUGAAGAUUUUUAAAAUAUGAAUUAAGGGGUUUUUGGGGACGUUGAUUCUUAAUCUGAUACAAAAAAUUAUCUUAAAUAUGCCCUAAUAUCUUUUUCCCGAAAAUACAACCCCUUUUCACCCCCCCAACACUGCACGCCAAUGGUAAAUAAAAGUGUUUACUAUAGCAAAUAGUUCAUUUUUCUAACAUACAAUCACCACCAAAAUUUGAAUAAAAUCGCAUUGUUACUAACUGAGAUAUAGGGGUGUAUUCAUGAAAAGUGGGACAUACUGUAUAUGAACAAAACCUUGGAAUUGUUUACUACUUGGUCUCUCUAAGUUUGACUACAACCAGUAUUAUAAGAUCAGAAUUACAGCAAAAUGGGACGUUAAAAAAAAAGAACUAUUGUACACAACUUUUAUGUAAAACUCAACAAUAACUAACACAAACCAUUGGUAUUCUACCAAAUUUCAAUAAAAUUUUGCGACGUAACCUGAUCAACUGGAGAGUGUGGUAAACUCUUAGCUCUUCUGGCGUGUAGAAAAAAAUGCGCGGCACUAUCAUAUAUACAUGUAUUUUUGUUUUGCUACAGAAACACAUGGACAUACAAUGGUGCAGAACAUUAUGAUGGUCAGCCAUUCAGAGUAAUUCCUGGAGGCGAUGUUGCAGAUUAUUCUGUUCUCGUGUUUGUCCAUGAGCUAGAAACAAAUCGAAAACAUUAUUACAAAAUCGAUGUACGAGUCAAUUUUUGAGCUUCAGUAUCUAUGGGUAGAUUUGUUGACUUUUUCUCUGAGACACUUCUCUUUGGAAAAAAUAAGCAAAUACAUUCACCUAGGAUAAAUAUUGAAGUUUGGUAAAAGCAACGUAACCUGGUCAACUGGAGAGCGUGAUAAAAAAAACUCUUAGCUUUUGUGGCAUGUAGUGAAAAAUGCCCUACACCAUUAAAUGCUCAUGCAUUUUGGUUUUGGUACAAGAACAUCAUGAUGAUCAGCUAUUCAAAGUAAUUCCUGGAGACAAUGCUGCAAUUUUUAAGCUUCAGUAUCUAUGGGUAGAUGUAUUUGCUGACUUUUUCACUCUUUGGGAAAAGUCAGCAAAAACAUUUACCUAAUAGGAUAGAUAUUGAAGCUUGUUUAAAGCAACCAAGCAGCAAAAAUUGUAGCAGAAGAUUUUUAAAAUCUUGUCCACUAGUGGUUUCGCUCGACAGUUUUGUGGGGAAUUUCUUUUUGAUUUAAUCUUCAACAUACUUUUCGAACUUACCAAGUCUUUUUCUGGUCUACAAUUGAAUUUAUCUGGUGUUAGCCUUGAUUCUGCAGAGUGGGUGCAAAUUCUUCUUUUUGGAAUGACUUUGUCUUUUCACUAGAAAUUCUGACAAAUUGCUUGAAUACAAUCGGCAAGUCCUCACAAAUUUAGUAAAUAGUAUAGUAUGGGAAAAUGACACAAGUGCAACUCACAUCUGGAAACCAAGAUUAAAACUUAGAAUAUUUUUCCAAAGUUUUAGAUAAGUGUACUUACACUUGUCGUUGUUGGACUCACGUUUGUUGUUCGAAAAUUUUGUUACGAUAGUGGGAAUCACCGGGAUCAACUGGAGAGCGUGGUUAACUCUCAGCUUCUCUGGCAUGUAGUAAAAAAUGCGCGGCACCAUUAUAUGCGCACGUAUUUUGGUUUUGCUACAUAAAACAUGGACAUACAAUGGUACAGAACAUCAUGUAUUCUGUUCUCGUUUUCGUCCAUGAGCUAGAAACAAAUCGAGCAUAAUGUUUACAAAAUCGAUGUACAAGUCAAUUUUUGAGCUUCAUUAUCUAUGAGUAGAUGUAUUUGUUGACUUUUUCUCUGAAACUCACCUCUCUGUGGGAAAAGUCAGCAAAUACAUCCACCUAGGAUAAAUACUGAAUCUUGGUAAGCAAAAAUUGAAGCAGAAGAUUUUUCAAUUUAUUUUUUGACAUACUUGAUUGAAUUUAUCUGGAAUCAGCCUUGAUUCUGAAGAGUGGUUGCAAAUUCUCUUUUUUUGAAUGACUCUCUCUUUUCAACAUAAUUUCUAAUAAACUGCUGGAAUACAAUCGGCAAGUUUUCACAAACGUAGUAAAUCAUGGUAUGGAAAAAUGACACAAGUGCAGUUCACAUCUGGAAACAAAGAUCAAAACUUAUAAUAUUUUUCCAAAGUUUUAGAUAAGUGUACUUACACUUGUCGUUGAAAUCACGUUUGUUGUUUGAAAAUUUUGUUACAAUAGUCGGAAUAAUUGUUGAGAAGUCAAAAUUGGUCAUACCCAAUUAUGAACGACUUUUUGGGCGUUCCGCAAUUUUAUUGUGUGUGUUCAUCAAGUUCCGAAGAGAUCAAAACAAUCUGGUGUACAAAAACUGACCUGCGGUUUACCUCUCGACAUUCUGCCUUCAACAAUAUGCAUAACUUGGUCGAAAAAUAAAGUCUUUCAAUUUAGAAUGUUGAUUUUCCUUUCCAGAAUUUCAUAAUGAUGGAUGUAAGCUCAUAUUACCUAUACUUAUAUCUUGAAGUUACAGUGUUGCAAACCUUGAAAGUAUUAUCAGACUUUCUAAGGACAGCAAAAUUUAGGUUUUUUUUUUCUAGUGAAUUUUCUGAAAUAACUGAAACCCAAAAUCCAGGCUCUGAAUAAAUAAAUCCCUGAAAUUAUAGUUACGUAUAUAUUUAUUUAACAUAAACUUAAGUACUAAUCAGAUAUAAGAAAAUAUAAUUCAUUAUGAAAUCAGAAAUACAGCAAUACUUAUUAUUACCUUAAUUAAGAUUUCUGCUGGACCACUUUACAAUAAUUAUUAGGUUCGUCUUUAUAGGUUCCGGUUAAAUUAACUGCCAUUAGCAAAAAAAAAAGUCGUAGCCUAUAAAAACUCACCUAAUAAGGUCACCUGCGAGAAAACUCUAAAAACUAAGGGUUUCCAUUCACCAUGAUUUUUCACACUUUUUAAAGAAAAAAAGACCGAAUUCAUAAGUAUCAGGCAUUGAUUAUCGAUAUGAGAAAAACAUUUGACGAAUACAAGAAAAAAGGAAAUAUGAAAAAAAAAAAAAUGAUUACCUACAUUGUGCAUCAGAAUUAUUUUUGGGCCGAUUUUAAAAUUCGGCCUUUAAUUAUUUAAGUAGAUAUGCCACUUAAUUUUAUAUCUAGUUAAAAUUAAUAAAAUAUCUUAAGAGUUAAGCUUAUCAAAUUAAGAUUGUUGCUGGGUUUGCUAUACAACUCAGUUUCAUGAAUAGUGCAUAUAUUUUUUAUUUAUUGUAGAAUUAAAUGUUUUAAAUCAAAAUCUGGAAGUUUUUAAAUGUACAUAGUCUUAGUAAUUGUACCUAUAAUUUUAUCAUGAAAAAAAAUCACUGUUUUGAAGUGAAAUCAACAUAACUGAUGCAAUCUCCACAAGAAAGCUGUUUUUAGGGUCGUUUCAGUCGACUCAUUUUGAUGUUUGGGAAUGAAAUUCUUUAUGAAAUUUAGUGAAAAUAUAGUAGACAUUAUUUUAAUUCUUCCCAACCAUGGAUUCCAAUUGUCACCAAGUAAUGGCUUAAUUAAUGCAAAAUUAAAACCUUUCUGGUUUAUUAUCCAUUGCAUGCUAUGGGUGUAUGUGAUCUGUCUUUGAGUUUGCAUAGUUUUAUAUUUAUUGAUUGUAUUUUAUCUUAAUAAAAAUUUGGUCUAGUACCUUUUUAUGUUUUAUUUGCACAUUGUAUUAGCUGUUUGUAUUAAUAAUAAAAAAUUGUUUCCAACAAAUAAAAACGUAAAGGGACAAACUCGAAAGAUUUUAAAAAAAAAGUAGUUAGCUAAGUACUAUAAACAAAUUAUUAUUAACCAUAGAGCAGAAGUAAGCUGAAUCGUAACCUCUGGUGCAAUAAAUCAAUCAAGAUUUUGAUUAAAGUGAAUAUCCUCUUAACUAAAUCCUAACUAAUAAUGUUACCGCUCUGCAGAUAACUUUGUUCCACUUAAAUAUAAUGUUAAUAUUGGAUAAGCGUGUAUAUAAAUUAAAAGAAAGAAAUCAAAACAAUAUAAAUUAUUCAUUAGUAAAAAUAAAUUACUCACAUAUUACUGCGUGUAACAGUCCUAUGUCUCAAUGUUAAAUGAAGCUUCGGCCUAAAAAAAUGAAAUGAAAAUUAAGUAAUUUGUGCUGUAUUGAAGGAAUAAAAAUAUUUACUAGGUACUUAUAUUGUAGCAGAAGCGAAGGAAAUAUGUAUGUCACAAUGUAAAAAGUAUUUGUGUAACUUUUGUUUGUAUGUUUUGAGAAUAGAGGGAUAUCAGAUGUGGU